GAUGUAAUACAACAAUUCAAUCAAUAUUUGAUGCUAAAAAUGAAGAAGUUGAAGUAAUGGUAAUUUCAGUUAUGCAAAGAUUGACUGAAACUGUAAAACAUGAUGGUAUUAAUAAAAAUGAUAUAUUACAAGACAAG
This is a messenger RNA of Funneliformis geosporum, 137 nucleotides long. The record is from the annotation of a GenBank genome assembly. Lineage: Eukaryota; Fungi; Glomeromycota; Glomeromycetes; Glomerales; Glomeraceae.